AUGGCAUCAACAUCGACCUCGACUUGCUUGGAGCCCAUGCAGGACUUACGUCGCAAUCCAGCCCGCAGUCCAGCCCACAGCCCAGCCCACAGCCCAGCCAAGGCAGAAGAUGUCGUCGAGGUUCGAAUGCAUCGAAUUGCCAGACUCUACUCCGUAGUCAGCACGGAUCGCAUCCACAUGCCAACGGCGUCAGUGUGUCACCGUCACCAGCCUACCCACCGGGACGCUUCAGUCGCAUUAAACCCCCAUGGUGACAGAACCGGCAGGGGGCCCGUCCAGCGCCGCUCAACACAACAGUUUGACCAAGCCCCCAAAGAUUCUGUUCUCGCAGCGCAUCUGAUGGCAGAUUCGACUUGCUCAAACAUGCCAAAUCUUCGCACCAGCCACAUGCGGCUGUCAGAUAUAUGGACUCUCAUGGCCAAGGCCGGUGUAAUAGUUCCUUGCAAUCAACAUUCGUGA
Molecule: messenger RNA, 459 nt
Organism: Ustilaginoidea virens
Lineage: Eukaryota; Fungi; Ascomycota; Sordariomycetes; Hypocreales; Clavicipitaceae
Exons: 2
Coding region: 1-459 (152 amino acids)
Source: RefSeq, a predicted model, not a curated record